This is a messenger RNA of Ochlerotatus camptorhynchus, 1203 nucleotides long. RefSeq names its product odorant receptor 24a-like. The record is from RefSeq and is a predicted model, not a curated record. Gene Ontology annotation, molecular function: olfactory receptor activity; odorant binding. The coding region runs from base 1 to 1194 and encodes 397 amino acids. Gene Ontology annotation, biological process: detection of chemical stimulus involved in sensory perception of smell; sensory perception of smell. NCBI's taxonomy places the organism in Eukaryota, Metazoa, Arthropoda, Insecta, Diptera, Culicidae. The transcript is spliced from 7 exons. Gene Ontology annotation, cellular component: plasma membrane.
AUGACGGUCAUACCCAGAUUGGUGCACUUUGGCAGCCUGAAGGAUGUCUAUCCUUUGGUGAUUCGCCUACUGAAACUGUUCGGCGCAUGGGGCGAUCGUCGCCGCCUGUUUGGACUGUACGGAUUCUUCCUGUGUCACUUUUUCCUACGCUUGCUGCCGUCAAUCAUCUAUCUGGAUACGAGCGACAUCCAUGCCAUGAUUCGUCAUCUCGGGGAAAUUGUGUUCAUUUCGAUGCUCUAUCCAGUGUUUAUCGUGUAUGUGUGGAAACUGCCGAAACUGAUGAUGUUAAUUAGAAUCUUGCGAGCAGCUUUCGCCGAAUAUUGCCGUUCGUACCAACCACCGGAGUAUCGAGAGGCAAUUGUGAAAACGAACAGAUUCAUCCGAAACAUCUGCCGAUUCUACUUUGCCUAUACCGGACUCAAUAUUCCCGUGUACAUAGUAGUGCCUCCCGUGUUAACGUUCUACAAGUACCUCACGUGGAACAACUCCAGCGAACCGUUCUACUUCAUUUUUCCCAAUGAACUGCCCUACAUGGAUCACUACCGCGUGUGGCACUAUGUCGUCGUCGAGUCACUGAUUUCACCUAUCUUCUUCUGUAGUGCAAUUUUCCUUGCCAUGAAGUCAAUGGUGUACUACAGUUUGAUAAAGUACGUAUCGCUGAUGUUCAAACUGGUUAGAAUUCGCAUUCGACUACUGGACAGUGCGGUCACCAUUGGAGGAGGUUCACGCUUGCAGCGAGCUGUAGACGAUGUAAUUAGAGGCCAUUAUCUGGCUCUGAGAUGUGCUCAGCUGCUAGAGGAACUGAUCAGUCCAAUCCUGUUAGCACAAUUUAUGGGGUGCGUUAUCGUUUGGUGUCUACUUCUUUUCUACAUCACAUUUGGCAAAGGAGGCUUGGGAGCACUCACGACGCUUAUCUUGUGUGAAAUCGUUGCUUUUGAAAUGUUGGCCUUUUCGUUCUUUGGAUCCGAAUUGACGGAAGUGAGCGAAUCAUUAGCGCACGAGAUCUACAGCCAUCGAUGGUACGAUGCCCCGCUCACCGUACAGAAGAAAGUGCUGCUCAUGUCAGUGCGAGCGCAAAAAAUCGUGGGCAUAACCGCACUUAGAUUCUACUAUGUGAGCAUCGAACAAUUUGGCAAGGCCGUUCAAACCACUUACUCGUUCUAUCUCGUAAUGAAGAAGCUGUUCGAGGGUUAAGUGAGUCCG